Molecule: messenger RNA, 2711 nt
Organism: Nyctereutes procyonoides (raccoon dog)
Lineage: Eukaryota; Metazoa; Chordata; Mammalia; Carnivora; Canidae
Gene: ITGB7
Product: integrin subunit beta 7
Exons: 16
Coding region: 174-2570 (798 amino acids)
Biological process (GO): integrin-mediated signaling pathway; cell migration; cell-matrix adhesion
Cellular component (GO): integrin complex; cell surface; focal adhesion
Molecular function (GO): integrin binding
Source: RefSeq, a predicted model, not a curated record
GCCACCGCUGCUGGAGGAAGGGCUGCUCUGCACGCACCUAUGUGGAAGCCGAGGUCCAGGGGAACAGCCUGACCUGCCGUAGCCAGUGAGUGACCGAGGCAGGACCAGAACCCGCUGUUUCCUGUCCGGUUAUUCCCGCUGUGGCUUGGAGUCCUGGUGAAUAGACCUGGGCCAUGGUGGCUUUGUUAACGGUCCUUGUUCUCCUGCUGGCCCUGAGGAGAGGGGAGAGUGAAUUAGAUGCCAAGAUCUCCUCCGCAGAGAAGGCCACAGAAUGGAGGGAUCCUGACCUGUCCCUGCUGGGGUCCUGCCAGCCUGCCCCCUCCUGCCGGGAAUGCAUCCUCUCACACCCGAGUUGUGCGUGGUGCAAGCAACUGAACUUCACGGCGUCGGGGGAAGCGGAGGAGCGGCGCUGCGGCCCCGCCCAGGAGCUGCUGGCCCGCGGCUGUGCCCCGACGGCGCUGGAGGAGCCCCGCGGGCGGCAGGAGGUGCUGCAGGAGCGGCCGCUGGGCUCGGGCUUCCGCGGCGAGGGGGCCACGCAGCUGACGCCGCAGCGGGUCCGCGUGGCGCUGCGCCCCGGGGAGCCGCAGCGGCUGGCCGUGCGCUUCCGCCGGGCCGAGGGCUACCCGGUGGACCUGUACUACCUCAUGGACCUGAGCUACUCCAUGAAGGACGACCUGGAGCGCGUGCGCCAGCUCGGCCACGACCUGCUGGUGCGGCUGCGGGAGGUCACCCAGUCGGUGCGCAUCGGCUUCGGCUCCUUCGUGGACAAGACGGUGCUGCCCUUCGUGAGCACGGUGCCCGCCAAGCUCCGCCACCCCUGCCCCACCCGGCUGGAGCGCUGCCAGCCGCCCUUCAGCUUCCGCCACGUGCUGUCCCUGACCGGCGACGCCACAGCCUUCGAGCGAGAGGUGGGCCGCCAGAGCGUGUCGGGCAACCUGGACUCGCCCGAAGGCGGCUUCGAUGCCAUUCUGCAGGCUGCGCUCUGCCAGGAGAAGAUCGGCUGGAGAAACGUGUCCCGGCUGCUGGUGUUCACUUCAGACGACACGUUCCACACAGCUGGGGACGGGAAGUUGGGUGGCAUUUUCAUGCCCAGCGAUGGGCACUGCCACUUGGACAGCAACGGCCUCUACAGUCGCAGCCCAGAGUUUGACUACCCCUCUGUGGGCCAGGUAGCCCAGGCCCUGUCCGCAGCAAACAUCCAGCCCAUCUUUGCCGUCACCAGUGCCACGCUGCCUGUGUACCAGGAGCUGAGCAAGCUGAUUCCUAAGUCCGCAGUGGGGGAGCUGAGUGAGGACUCCAGCAACGUGGUUCAGCUCAUCAUGGACGCGUACAAUAGCCUGUCAUCCACUGUGACCCUCGAACACUCCGCGCUCCCUCCUGGGGUCCACAUCUCCUAUGAGUCUCUGUGUGGGGAUCCUGAGAAGAGGGAGGCUGAGGCUGGGGACCGCGGCCAGUGCAGCCACGUCCCCAUCAACCACACGGUGAACUUCUUGGUUACUCUCCAAGCUACCCGCUGCCUCUCAGAGCCCCAUCUUCUGAGGCUCCGAGCCCUUGGCUUCUCAGAAGAGCUGACUGUGGAGCUGCACACCCUGUGUGACUGUAACUGCAGCGACACCCAGCCCCAGGCGCCCCACUGCAGUGACGGCCAGGGGCUCCUGCAGUGUGGGGUAUGCAGCUGUGCCCCCGGCCGCCUGGGUAGGCUCUGUGAAUGCUCCGAGGCCGAGCUGUCCUCCCCAGACCUGGAGUCUGGGUGCCGGGCCCCCAACGGGACAGGGCCCUUGUGCAGCGGGAAGGGACGGUGCCAGUGUGGACGCUGCAGCUGCAGUGGACAGAGCUCCGGGCCUCUGUGCGAGUGUGAUGAUGCCAGCUGUGAGCGACACGAGGGCAUCCUCUGUGGAGGCUUUGGCCACUGCCAGUGUGGAAGGUGUCACUGCCACGCCAACCGCACCGGCUCAGCGUGCGAGUGCAGCAUGGACACGGACAGCUGUCUGGGUCCAGAGGGGGAGGUCUGCAGCGGGCGCGGGGACUGCAAGUGCAACCGCUGCCAGUGCCGGGACGGCUACUUCGGUGCCCUCUGUGAGCAGUGCCCAGGCUGCAAGACAUCAUGUGAGAGACACAGGGACUGUGCUGAGUGUGGGGCCUUUGGGACUGGUCCCCUGGCCACCAAUUGCAGCGUGGCUUGCGCCCAUUACAACGUGACUCUGGCUUUGGUCCCUGUCCUGGAUGACGGCUGGUGCAAAGAGAGGACCCUAGACAACCAGCUGCUGUUCUUCCUGGUGGAGGAGGAGGCCGGAGGCAUGGUCGUGUUGACAGUGAGACCCCAAGAGAGAGGCGUGGAUCACACCCAGGCCAUCGUGUUGGGCUGUGUAGGGGGCAUCGUGGCAGUGGGGCUGGGGCUGGUCCUGGCUUACCGGCUCUCCGUGGAAAUCUACGACCGCCGAGAAUUCAGCCGCUUUGAGAAGGAGCAGAAGCACCUCAACUGGAAGCAGGAAAACAAUCCUCUCUACAGAAGCGCCAUCACGACCACGGUCAACCCCCACUUUCAGGAGACAGGGAGUCUCCUUUCCUGAAGUGGGGGAGAACACUCAGGACUCCUGAGGAAUGGCUGUCACCUACUUCAUCCCCUGAGGGACACCGAGGGGCCUCCUGCUGCAGCCUGGCUUCCCUCCUCACAAGGAGUGAGGCGUAGCCCCUGCUGCUCCCCGAACACA